AUGAGCGCGUCCAGGUUCAUAAAGUGCGUCACCGUGGGGGACGGCGCCGUCGGCAAGACUUGCAUGCUCAUCUCCUACACCUCCAACACCUUCCCCACCGACUAUGUGCCCACGGUGUUUGACAACUUCAGUGCUAAUGUUGUGGUUGAUGGCAACACUGUCAACCUCGGGCUAUGGGAUACUGCAGGUCAGGAGGACUACAACAGACUGAGACCGCUGAGUUAUCGUGGAGCUGAUGUCUUCCUUCUGGCCUUCUCGCUUAUCAGCAAGGCCAGCUAUGAGAAUGUUUCAAAGAAGUGGAUACCUGAGCUGAAGCAUUAUGCACCAGGUGUGCCUAUUAUCCUCGUGGGAACAAAGCUUGAUCUUCGAGAUGACAAGCAGUUCUUUGUGGACCAUCCUGGUGCUGUUCCUAUCACUACUGCUCAGGGGGAGGAACUAAAAAAGUUAAUAGGCGCACCCUACUACAUCGAAUGCAGCUCGAAGACCCAACUAAAUGUCAAGGGUGUAUUUGAUGCGGCAAUAAAGGUGGUACUUGCGCCACCAAAGGCGAAGAAGAAGAAAAAGGCGCAGAGGGGGGCUUGCUCCAUCUUGUGA
Messenger RNA from Triticum turgidum subsp. durum (durum wheat), 594 nucleotides. NCBI's taxonomy places the organism in Eukaryota, Viridiplantae, Streptophyta, Magnoliopsida, Poales, Poaceae. The record is from the annotation of a GenBank genome assembly.